This is a messenger RNA of Colletotrichum spaethianum, 267 nucleotides long. RefSeq lists its product as uncharacterized. The transcript has a single exon. The coding region runs from base 1 to 267 and encodes 88 amino acids. The record is from RefSeq and is a predicted model, not a curated record. Lineage: Eukaryota; Fungi; Ascomycota; Sordariomycetes; Glomerellales; Glomerellaceae.
AUGGGCAACUCCAACAUUCAGAUGAACCAGCUCAGCAUGACCCACCCCACCACCACGACCAACCCCUUCAAUGGCUAUCAGCAGCAGGAGAUCUUCUACCAGCAGCCCUCUUGGGGAUAUCCGGUGGUCACGCAGACUACGAACUCGAGAUUCAUGCCCAUUAAUGGCAAUGCGACUCAGCCGAUGUACUAUAGCCACCAAUUCGCUUUCGCUGCCGGCGAGAAUGAUUCAGGAAACGGAACCAAUGUAUUCGGAGACGAUCUCUGA